Beta vulgaris subsp. vulgaris (sugar beet) is the source of this 735-nucleotide messenger RNA. Its product is annotated as B3 domain-containing protein REM8-like. The record is from RefSeq and is a predicted model, not a curated record. Lineage: Eukaryota; Viridiplantae; Streptophyta; Magnoliopsida; Caryophyllales; Amaranthaceae. Gene Ontology annotation, molecular function: DNA binding. The coding region runs from base 1 to 735 and encodes 244 amino acids. The transcript is spliced from 3 exons.
AUGGUUGUAUGGGUAACUAAUGUUUUGGUUGUUAAUUGUUUCAUUAUGCAGUCAAUUCCAAAGUCCUUCCUAUAUUAUUUACGAGAUGAACUUGAACUAGAGGAUGAUAAUGAAAAGGCUGUCAUCUUAAGAGACAAGAGAGGACAAAGUUGGGUCAUCAAGCUUGAUAAUGUUAACCUGAAAUUCAAAGAUGGGUGGGAGAAAUUUUGUCAAGAACAUAAUAUGGAAGUGGGUGAUUUUGUGGUAUUUAGACAUGUAGGAGACUUGGUUUUUGACGUUUUAAUAUUUGAUCCUACUGCUUGUGAGCGUGAGUUCCCAAUCCCUGAUGCACCACUCGAGUUGAUGGCUGCUUCAUCCAAUCAUCCCUCACAUCUUAUUAACAAUAAUCCACCUGAAGGAACUAUCAGCCAUAUGAGGAUUGAAGAGGCCAACCGAAUCAAAGAUAAUCAGGACUCGGCUCUUGUCAAUGUUUCCAAAGCUAAUCUGGUGGAAUCUGUUGCUGUGCCAAGUUCUGAUAAGUUCAAGGGUAAGGGCAAGAAGCCUGAUCAUAAGGCUUACCAAUGUCCUCAACGCCAAGGUUCUGUCCAAAAAGAAACUCCUCAAGCUAACCUUGCUGUUUCGGAUGAUGUUAUUGCUGCUGUGGUUGUUGAAGCAAAUCUGGUGAAAAUCGUUCUGACUGGAUUCUGGACACCGGGCUUCAAGGCAUUUCUGUUCGAACAAGGAGCUGCUCCAUGA